This is a messenger RNA of Saccostrea cuccullata (small rock oyster), 2815 nucleotides long. RefSeq names its product HEAT repeat-containing protein 5B-like. The transcript has 11 exons. Gene Ontology annotation, biological process: intracellular protein localization; endocytosis; retrograde transport, endosome to Golgi. Gene Ontology annotation, cellular component: membrane; endocytic vesicle; Golgi apparatus. The coding region runs from base 207 to 2180 and encodes 657 amino acids. The record is from RefSeq and is a predicted model, not a curated record. NCBI's taxonomy places the organism in Eukaryota, Metazoa, Mollusca, Bivalvia, Ostreida, Ostreidae.
GUGCAGCCCUCCGUCCAGCUUUUUCACCUGACACUUCAUCAGAUGUCACAGCAGCUGCGUGUGAUGUUUGCAGUACAUGGAUUGGCAGUGGUGUUGCUCGUGACCUCAAUGACCUCCGUCGAGUUCACCAGUUGCUGGUGUCCUCCCUCGCAAAAUUGAAUGCUGGGAAAUCCCAGUCUCCUUUGUACAAUGAGAGUGCUGUUACCAUGGAGAAGUUAGCUGUGCUGGGAGCCUGGGCAGAGGUAUAUAUUGUGGCAGUAGAGAGGGAGCAUGAGAAAGAGACUAAACCCCCGAGGGAAGAGGAUGAGUAUGGUGAGAGUUCCCGAGAGAGUCUGCUGUCCCUGGUACAGCCAGAACUUCCCACUCUCAGUCAGAACUGGUUAGGAGCCCUCAGAGACUACGCAUAUCUCUCCCUCCCCACAGAAUAUUCUAGUCAGCUGCCAUCAGACGGGGGAACGUUUUACCACCCAGACACUAUAGAUAGUGCUAAGCCUCACUACAAAAAGCGCUGGACCCCGAUCCUUCAUGCUUUGGCCAUCUGGCUCCAUGAGACAGGCUUCUCUGUGGGAGAGAUGAACAAGGAGAGUGACAAAAACUCCAGUGUCCCAGCGAAUGCCCCAGCCAACAUGAAGAGGGACGAGAUCAACUCAGACAGACUGUAUCUUAUCCUGGGUAUUUGUGUGGAAGCCUUGUCCAAUCCUCAGACUGUUCUGACAACACAUGCUGUCAAUGGCAUUCUGAAAGCACUGGCUGCAGUUCUGAGUUCUGAUUGGCCAAAACAACAAAUAGGGGCAGACCCAAUCCUGUCCAAGGAAGUUCUGAAUGUGAUGCACAGAGUAUUCCUCACCCAGGAAAAUGUGUACACACAGCUCUUAGCUGUCAAAGUAGUCAAAGCUGUGCUGCUAGCUGGCAAAGAUUGCCUUCAACAAGACAGAACAAAACUUAAAGAAAAGGAACUGGACACUCCAACAAGUACCAGCUCUGAGUCAGAGGAUACCUCAGACAGUGGCUCCAUGGGAGAUGGAGGGGAGGAGGGGGACAUUAUUCCUGAGAAAUCUGUGGUGUAUGCGGCGUUAGAGGUGUGUCUGUGUGUGAUAUCUAGACAGAUUCCAGCCCUCAACCCCUCAGCUCCCAGCACUGGGUUCCAGGUCCCGACAAGACUCACCAAAAUGUCAGAAGAAAACUGUUCACUGGUAGCUUCCAUAGUGCUUAUUCUGGCAGACCUUCCUAAUAUGUGUUCCAAAAAUGGUUCCACUUCAGUUCUUCCUACAAUUCUUUUCCUCAUCACUGGUGUUUUACGAGAGAUGUCCAAUAAAGGUGCCGAGAGGAAGUCCCCCGUCCUGGUACAGGCCUGUCUGACAGCCCUCCGUACUCUGUGCUCCUCCUCAUUUCUGGAGGAUGAAGAAGUAGGAAGUAAAUGGAGGGAACUUCUCAGAAGUGCUCUAGUCACUGUGCUCCAAAAUUCCAAGCCAAGUGAAGACAAACCUGGUAUGGAUGAAGUGACUCUGCUUGCCACAGUGACAAUGUUUUUAGUUUGGGGCCCUAAGGAGAUAGCACAGACUCCCUUUAUUCAGAAGCAAUGUGUCACAAUGUUCAAGGAUUGCUGGGAAUCCAAAAGUCCAGAGGUUCAGCUGAAGUGUUUACAGAUGUUUACCUCUGUGAUACAGAAGUUGGACACCAAAGAUGCAACACCGUACAUACGAGGGGUAGCUGCCAAAUUCUUGGAGUAUUUACUUAUAUUAAAGGAUGAUAAAUCUGGACUAGAUUCCCAGCAGGCACUGGUGACUGCCUCUCUGAACUUUGCAGAAGUAUUGGUAGCCAAGGCUGAAGAUGACAAAAGGAUGACCCUGCUUUCUUUGUUACUUCCUGUGUUAGUAUCUUUCCUGGUGGAUGAGAAGAAAUACUCCUCCGUCUCUAAACCUACCCAAGCAAUCCAUGACGACUGUUUACAAAGACUAGUCAAAUUAGGGCCCCUAUAUCCAGAACAGUUUAAGAACAUCAUGUUGUCACAUGCUGACCUUAAAUUAAAAUUAGGGCUAGCAAUCAAACACAGCCAGACUCAGCUGUCUUCGCAAAAGAAGAGAGAAGAGGCAGCGGCAAAUCAACAGAAGAUGAGCCAGCUGCCAGCCAAACCUACCAUAGCAUUGAAAACGAAUUUUGGAAAUUUUGCCGCAAGUUGACAGUGAGGAGUUUCAUUGUUGAAUGAGCUGUGAUAGUGCAAUGUUUUUUUAAAUAUAUAUACAUAUCCCAAUAUUUCCACUUUGGGAUAACUGUUAUAUUUGUUAUCAAGUGUGUUCAAUGGAGUUGAGUGAAGAUUUUUAUGUGUUUAUUGAAAAGUACUUGAAAUAUUGUAGUUUCGAGGUUUCAAAAGCCAUAUUUUUUAGUACUUUUUAAUGUCACAACUAAUUUAUUAGGAUUAAAAAUUUCAUAAUUUCUGAAAAAAAAUUGUAAUCAAAGGGUUUUUCUUCUAUGAAAAUACAAUCUUUUUCUUUUUCUAAUCAACAUUUAAUAAAUGGCAUUUAAGACUAUUAAUCUUAAUGUGUACCCUCUGUUACAAAUAUAAAUGUACAUUGUAUAAACAGAGAUAUUUUAGCAAGUUAUUUUAGUGAGUACUACUAAAGGCAAAUUAAUAAAAUUAAGUUACAUAUUUUUAAACUUGAGUAAUGAAUUCAGAGGAAAAAAUGUUAGAAUUUUAAUAAUUCUUUUUUAAUUAAUGUUAAUCACACACUGUAUAAAUUAUAUUCAGAAAGAAGAUUAAGAUGUUUUUACAUGUACAUUCAUGUAAUUUCUGUUUUCAAAUUCAGACAUGUAUUUG